This is a messenger RNA of Cryptomeria japonica (Japanese cedar), 1017 nucleotides long. RefSeq names its product F-box/kelch-repeat protein At1g80440-like. Bases 1 to 1017 code for a protein of 338 amino acids. Gene Ontology annotation, biological process: negative regulation of cytokinin-activated signaling pathway; regulation of phenylpropanoid metabolic process. Lineage: Eukaryota; Viridiplantae; Streptophyta; Pinopsida; Cupressales; Cupressaceae. The transcript has a single exon. The record is from RefSeq and is a predicted model, not a curated record. Gene Ontology annotation, molecular function: protein binding.
AUGCAGGGAUCUCUGUUUCGUCGUCUUCCAGAUGAAAUUGGGUGGGAAUGUCUGGUGAGGGUGGAGUUGAACUCUCAUCAUAAUCUUAGAUGUGUCUGCAAAAGCUGGAACGCCGCACUGAAAAGCCCCCAGUUUUAUCAAGAAAGAAAAAAAUUGCAGAUUUCAGAGAAACGGAUUUGUGUGCUCCAGAAAAUGGACAGCAAUUGGAAGAGAGUAGUGGUGUACGACCUGGAGAAGAACUCCUACAAAAGUCUACCGCCCAUUCCCGCUCAAAUUUACGGCAACUGUCACUGCCAUGUCGUGAAACAAAAACUGGUUUUGAUUGGGGAUAUCUUUCGCUUCGGUGGAGGAAAUUGUUUAUUGUUGUAUGAUUUUGCUUGUUCCAAAUGGCGGGAGGGUGCCGCAAUGCCGGAAUGGAAGGAUGAAUUUGCCUCCGCAGUGGACGAGGAGAGGGGACUUAUUUAUGUGGGUGGAGGGUUUCACUGCAAAUAUCCCGUCGCUAGCGCUUCAGUUUACAAUGUGGAGGAGGACAGGUGGGAUCUCCUCCCCGAUAUGAACACCUGUAUGGACGACUUUACAGGUGCUUUUGCUGACGGCAAGUUUUAUGUAAUGGGCGACGGCCAUUACUGCCGCACCAUUGAGGUUUUUGAUUCCUACACGAGAAGCUGGAAAACUAUGGAGAACAGAUUUAGAAGUGUGAGUAUGUGCUUCGUAAGUGCGUUUGAGCGCUUGUACUGCUUUUUUGGUAUGGGAUUGAUCGAAUAUGACUAUAGACAAGAUAAAUUGAACAUUGUAGAGACUUUUCCGACGGAGAAUUGGCACGUAUCUAUUGAUUUCACUGUAGCGGUUGGCCAUAACAUCUUUAUUUGCAGAUGGGAUCUUAUUCAAGGUGAAACGUUUUAUCUGCUCACACCUCCAAGUGAGAGAGGAGGAGGAGGAGCAUUCAAGUGGACUAGCAUUGAGAGACCAUUAGGCUCCCAGGGUUACGCUAUAAAUGCUGCUACCUUGGAUCUUUGA